Messenger RNA from Pimephales promelas (fathead minnow), 7852 nucleotides. It is a transcript of the gene mtor, whose product is annotated as mechanistic target of rapamycin kinase. Gene Ontology annotation, molecular function: protein serine/threonine kinase activity; protein binding; protein-containing complex binding. The record is from RefSeq and is a predicted model, not a curated record. Lineage: Eukaryota; Metazoa; Chordata; Actinopteri; Cypriniformes; Leuciscidae. Gene Ontology annotation, cellular component: TORC2 complex; cytoplasm; nucleus. Gene Ontology annotation, biological process: TORC1 signaling; negative regulation of macroautophagy.
AGAUCUACUGAUAGCUGCAUCCCAGUCGCCAGCAUGUCUGGCACUGCCACAGUUCUGCAGCAGUUUGUGAGUGGUCUUAAGAGUCGCAAUGAAGACACGCGUGCCAAAUCUGCCAAAGACCUCCAACACUAUGUCACUACAGAACUAAGAGAGCUGAGCCAAGACGAAGCCACUACUUUCUAUGAUGAGCUGAACCACCACAUAUUCGAGUUGGUUUCCAGCUCAGAUGUGAAUGAGAAAAAAGGCGGUAUCCUUGCCAUAGUGAGUUUGAUUGGUGUGGAGGGGGGAAAUGCAACCCGUAUCAGCCGAUUUGCGAACUACCUACGGAAUCUGCUUCCCUCCAGUGACUCAGUGGUCAUGGAGAUGGCCUCUAAGGCCAUGGGUCACCUGUCCAUGGCAGGAGACACCUUCACUGCAGAGUAUGUGGAGUUUGAGGUGAAGAGAGCUCUCGAAUGGUUGGGAGCAGACAGGAAUGAAGGAAGACGUCAUGCAGCGGUGCUGGUUUUGCGAGAGCUCGCUGUUAGCGCACCUACAUUCUUCUUCCAGCAGGUGCAACCAUUCUUUGAUAACAUUUUCUAUGCUGUGUGGGACUCCAAACAGGCCAUUCGUGAGGGAGCAGUAUCUGCACUCAGAGCCUGUCUGAUCCUCACCACACAGAGAGAGACCAAAGAGAUGCAGAAACCACAGUGGUACAAGCAAACAUUUGAGGAAGCUGAGAAGGGUUUUGAUGAAACUCUGGCUAAAGAGAAAGGCAUGAAUAAGGAUGACCGUGUGCAUGGAGCUCUACUCAUUCUCAAUGAACUAGUGCGAAUAAGUAGUAUGGAGGGAGAGCGUAUGAGAGAAGAGAUGGAAGAGAUCACGCAGCAGCAGAUGGUUCAUGAUAAGUACUGUAAGGAGUUGAUGGGUUUCAGCACUAAGCCUCGGCACAUCACACCCUUCACCAGCUUUCAGUCAGUGCAGCCACAGCAGUCCAAUGCUCUGCUGGGGCUGCUGGGAUAUAGCACACCACAGGGCUUUCUAAGUUUUGGAGCUGCACCUGUUCCCUCUAAAAGCACGCUGGUGGAGAGCCGGUACUGCAGAGAACUGAUGGAGGAGCGUUUUGACCAGGUGUGCCGUUGGGUGCUGAAAUACAGGACCAGUAAGAAUCCACUAAUCCAGAUGACUAUCCUAAACCUUCUGCCUCGACUCGCUGCCUUCCAGCCUCACAUUUUUACUGAUCAGUAUUUGCAGGACACUAUGGGACACCUGCUGGGCUGCCUGAAAAAAGAAAAGGAACGGACGGCAGCAUUUCAAGCAUUGGGUCUGCUGGUGGUGGCUGUGAGGGCCGAAAUUCAGCCCUUCCUCACCAAGAUCCUGGAGAUUAUUAAAGCUGCACUGCCACCUAAAGACUUUGCACACAAGAGACAGAAGACUAUGCAGGUGGAUGCUACUGUGUUUACUUGUAUAAGUAUGCUGUCCAGAGCUAUGGGGCCUAGCAUCCAACAGGAUGUCAAAGAACUUCUGGAGCCAAUGUUAGCAGUUGGUCUCAGUCCUGCUCUCACCGCAGUACUUUACGACCUGAGCAGGCAGAUCCCACAGCUGAAGAAGGACAUUCAGGACGGUCUGCUAAAGAUGCUUUCACUUGUGCUCAUGCAUAAGCCUCUGCGUCACCCAGGUAUGCCCAAGGGCCUGGCAUACCAGUUAGCAUCACCCAGCCUGACCAACAUCCCUGAAGCUAGUGAUGUGGGCAGCAUCACCCUGGCACUGCGUACUCUUGGCAGCUUUGAAUUUGAAGGUCACUCCUUGACCCAGUUUGUGCGCCACUGUGCUGACCACUUUCUGAACAGCGAGCACAAGGAGAUCCGCAUGGAGGCAGCACGUACCUGCUCACGGCUGCUCACCCCGUCCAUUCACCUGAUCAGCGGACAUGGACAUGUGGUCAGUCAAACCGCUGUGCAGGUGGUGGCUGAUGUUCUCAGCAAGUUACUGGUGGUUGGCAUCACUGACCCAGAUCCUGAUAUUCGAUACUGUGUGCUGGCCUCCCUGGACGAACGCUUUGAUGCCCACCUGGCACAAGCGGAGAACCUCCAGGCUCUGUUUGUGGCACUAAAUGAUGAAGUGUUUGAGAUUCGUGAACUGGCCAUCUGCACUAUUGGCCGUCUUAGCAGUAUGAACCCUGCCUUUGUCAUGCCCUUCCUGCGCAAGAUGCUUAUUCAGAUCCUGACUGAGCUGGAACAUAGCGGUGUGGGCCGAAACAAAGAGCAAAGUGCCCGCAUGUUGGGUCACUUGGUGUCUAAUGCCCCCAGACUCAUCCGCCCAUACAUGGAACCCAUUCUCAAGGCCCUCAUCUUAAAGCUGAAAGAUCCCGAUCCAAACCCUGCAGUCGUUAUCAGUGUUUUAGCUACCAUUGGAGAACUAGCCCAGGUGAGUGGACUGGAGAUGAGGAAAUGGAUGGAUGAGCUGUUCCCCAUCAUUAUGGACAUGCUGCAGGACUCAUCUUCUUUAGCCAAGCGACAGGUGGCACUUUGGACUUUGGGUCAACAAGUAGCCAGUACAGGGUAUGUGGUGGAGCCAUACAGGAAGUACCCAUCUCUACUGGAGGUGCUACUCAACUUCCUGAAGACAGAACAGAACCAGGGGAUUAGGAGAGAGGCUAUACGUGUGUUAGGUCUGCUUGGAGCUCUGGAUCCCUACAAACACAAGGUGAACAUUGGUAUGAUUGACCAGUCUCGUGAUGCUUCUGCUGUCAGCCUCUCAGAGUCCAAGUCCAGCCAGGAUUCAGCUGACUACAGUACCAGUGAGAUGCUGGUCAACAUGGGCAACCUGCCACUAGAUGAGUUUUACCCAGCAGUUGCCAUAGUGACUCUGAUGCGUAUCCUGCGUGACCCAUCGUUGUCCAAUCACCACACCAUGGUGGUGCAGGCCGUCACUUUCAUUUUCAAAUCGCUUGGCCUGAAAUGUGUGCAGUUCCUGCCUCAGGUUAUGCCCACCUUUCUCAACGUCAUCAGAGUGUGUGAUGCCAGCAUCAGAGAGUUCCUUUUCCAGCAGAUGGGAAUGGUUGUGUGCUUUGUCAAGAUCCACAUCCGGCCGUACAUGGAUGAUAUCUUCACACUAAUCCGGGAAUACUGGACUCCAAACAAUCCCAUGCAGAACACCAUUAUUUUGCUGAUUGAGCAGAUAGUGGUGGCUCUAGGUGGAGAAUUCAAACUCUACCUGCCACAACUCAUCCCACAUAUGCUGCGAGUCUUCAUGCACGACAACAGCCCUGGACGUAGCGUCACCAUUAAGCUGCUCAUGGCCAUCCAGCUGUUUGGAGCUAACCUGGACGACUACCUCCACCUACUGCUGCCUCCUGUAGUUAAACUGUUCGAUGCCCCCGAUGUCCCCCUGCAGGCCCGCAAGGUUGCCUUGGAGACUUUAGAUCGCCUGACUGAGUCUUUAGACUUCACGGAUUAUGCUUCCAGAAUUAUUCAUCCCAUUGUGCGCGCACUCGACGUUACUCCAGAGCUUCGGAGCACCUCGAUGGACACGCUGUCCUCACUAGUCUUUCAGCUUGGAAAAAAGUACCAGAUCUUCAUUCCUAUGGUUAAUAAAGUGAUGUUGAAACAUCGCAUCAAUCACCAGCGCUACGAUGUGCUCAUCUGUCGAAUUGUCAAGGGCUAUACUUUGGCGGAAGAGGAAGAAGACCCUUUAAUAUUUCAGCAUAGACAAUUACGUGCUAAUCAAAGCGACACUCUGGUUAGUAACCCAGUCGAAUCAGGACCCAUGAAGAAACUGCACGUCAGCACAACUGCUCUGCAGAAGGCUUGGGGUGCAGCCAGAAAGGUGUCCAAAGAUGACUGGCUGGAAUGGUUGAGACGUCUCAGUGUGGUCUUGCUAAAAGAAUCAUCCUCACCUGCCCUGCGCUCCUGCUGGUCUCUGGCACAGACAUACAUACCACUUGCCAGGGAUCUUUUUAAUGCUGCAUUCUUGUCCUGCUGGUCAGAGCUGAGUGAAGACCAGCAGGAUGAACUGAUACGCAGUAUUGAGCUGGCUCUGACUUCUCAGGAUAUUGCUGAGGUCACACAGACACUGCUCAAUCUUGCAGAAUUCAUGGAGCACAGUGAUAAGGGCCCACUUCCUUUGAGAGAUGACAAUGGAAUUGUUCUGCUGGGGGAGAGAGCUGCUAAAUGUCGGGCCUACGCAAAGGCCCUGCACUACAAGGAACUUGAGUUUCAAAAGGGCCCUUCACCGCUCAUUUUAGAAUCUCUGAUCAGCAUCAAUAAUAAGCUCCAGCAGCCAGAGGCCGCAUCAGGAGUGCUGGAGUAUGCCAUGAAACACUUUGGAGAACUGGAGAUUCAGGCCACGUGGUACGAGAAACUUCAUGAGUGGGAAGAUGCUCUGGUCGCCUAUGAUAAAAAAAUUGACAUGAACAAAGAUGAUCCGGAGCUAAUUCUGGGUCGCAUGAGAUGUCUGGAAGCGCUAGGCGAAUGGGGUCAGCUGCAUCAGCAGUGCUGUGAGGAGUGGACUCUGGUCAGUGAAGAGACUCAAGCUAAGAUGGCCCGCAUGGCAGCAGCUGCAGCAUGGGGACUGGGCCACUGGGACAGUAUGGAAGAGUAUACCUGUAUGAUCCCACGAGACACCCAUGAUGGAGCCUUUUACAGGGCAGUGCUUGCUCUACAUCAGGAUCUCUUCUCAUUGGCUCAACAGUGCAUCGACAAGGCCAGAGAUCUACUGGAUGCUGAGCUCACUGCCAUGGCUGGAGAGAGUUACAGUAGAGCAUAUGGGGCCAUGGUGUCAUGUCAGAUGCUGUCUGAGUUAGAGGAGGUGAUCCAGUAUAAACUGGUUCCUGAAAGGAGGGACAUCAUCAGGGAAACGUGGUGGGAGAGGCUGCAGGGUUGCCAGCGUAUUGUGGAGGACUGGCAGAGGAUCUUGAUGGUGCGCUCCCUGGUCAUUAGUCCACAUGAAGACAUGAGGACGUGGUUGAAGUACGCUAGCCUCUGUGGAAAAAGUGGAAGACUAGCACUAGCCCAUAAGACGCUUGUUCUCCUACUCGGUGUGGAUCCCUCCAAACAGCUUGACCAUCCCUUGCCCACCGCCCACCCUCAUGUCACCUACGCUUAUAUGAAGUACAUGUGGAAGAGCACUCGCAAGAUUGAUGCAUUCCAGCAUAUGCAGCACUUUGUGCAGGGGAUGCAACAGCAAGCACAACACGCCAUUGCAGCUGAUGACCAGCAGCACAAACUGGAGCUGCACAAACUAAUGGCACGGUGUUUUCUGAAGCUGGGAGAAUGGCAGCUCAGCCUUCAGGGUAUCAAUGAGAGUACCAUCCCUAAAGUGCUACAAUAUUACAGUCACUCAACGGAGCAUGAUCGCAACUGGUACAAGGCCUGGCACGCUUGGGCAGUAAUGAACUUUGAGGCCGUGCUUCACUACAAGCACCAAAACCAGGGCCGGGAUGAAAAGAAAAAACUACGACACUUAAGUGGUGCCAGUGCCCACAGCGAAGCCAGUAACAGUGACAGUGAAGCAGACAGUACAGAGCACAGUCCCGUACCCUCCCCUGGACAGAAGAAAGUCAAUGAGGAUUUGUCCAAGACUCUUCUUCUGUAUACAGUACCUGCAGUGCAAGGAUUCUUCAGAUCUAUCUCACUCUCACGUGGAAAUAACUUACAGGACACUUUGAGAGUCCUGACCUUAUGGUUUGAUUAUGGUCACUGGCCUGAGGUGAAUGAAGCUCUAGUUGAAGGUAUUAAGACCAUUCAAAUAGACACCUGGUUACAGGUCAUCCCUCAACUGAUAGCACGAAUUGAUACCCCACGUGCUCUGGUGGGACGUCUUAUUCACCAGCUACUCACCGACAUUGGCCGCUACCACCCCCAGGCUUUGAUUUAUCCACUUACUGUGGCCUCCAAGUCCACCACCACUGCCCGCCACAAUGCAGCCAACAAGAUCCUGAAGAACAUGUGUGAGCACUGCAACACCCUGGUCCAGCAAGCCAUUAUGGUAAGUGAGGAGCUGAUCAGGGUGGCUAUUCUGUGGCAUGAAAUGUGGCACGAAGGGCUGGAGGAGGCAUCACGUCUGUACUUUGGAGAGAGGAAUGUCAAGGGAAUGUUUGCCGUCCUGGAGCCCCUUCAUGCCAUGAUGGAGAGAGGGCCACAAACUUUGAAAGAAACGUCCUUUAAUCAGGCUUAUGGCCGAGACCUGAUGGAGGCGCAGGAUUGGUGCAGAAAGUACAUGCGAUCAGGAAACGUGAAGGACCUGACGCAGGCCUGGGACCUGUACUACCACGUGUUCCGCAGGAUCUCCAAACAGCUGCCACAGCUCACCUCUCUAGAGCUUCAGUACGUCUCACCUAAACUGCUUAUGUGUCGUGAUCUGGAGUUGGCUGUGCCCGGAACAUAUGACCCCAAUCAGCCAAUAAUACGUAUCCAGUCCAUUGCUCCCUCACUGCAGGUUAUCACCUCCAAACAGCGGCCACGCAAACUCACCAUCAUGGGUAGCAACGGUCAUGAGUUCAUGUUCCUGCUGAAGGGCCAUGAAGAUCUACGGCAAGACGAGAGGGUCAUGCAGCUUUUUGGCUUAGUGAACACUCUACUGGCUAAUGACCCAGCCUCCUUGCGCAAGAAUCUAAGUAUUCAGCGCUAUGCUGUGAUCCCACUUUCCACCAACUCUGGUCUGAUCGGCUGGGUUCCUCACUGUGACACGCUGCAUGCACUUAUUCGAGACUACCGAGAGAAGAAGAAGAUCCUACUCAACAUUGAACAUCGCAUUAUGCUUAGGAUGGCCCCUGACUAUGAUCACUUGACUCUCAUGGAGAAGGUGGAAGUGUUUGAGCAUGCCGUGAACAAUACAGCAGGAGACGACCUGGCAAAACUGCUCUGGCUUAAGAGUCCCAGUUCAGAGGUUUGGUUUGACAGGAGGACCAACUACACCCGCUCACUUGCUGUCAUGUCCAUGGUUGGUUAUAUCUUAGGGCUUGGGGACAGACACCCUUCCAAUCUAAUGUUGGACAGGCUCAGUGGAAAGAUACUGCAUAUCGAUUUUGGUGAUUGUUUUGAGGUUGCAAUGACCAGAGAAAAAUUUCCUGAGAAAAUACCUUUCAGAUUAACCCGGAUGUUGACCAAUGCCAUGGAGGUGACUGGACUGGAUGGUAACUACCGUAUUACAUGUCACACGGUGAUGGAGGUACUGCGUGAACACAGGGACAGUGUCAUGGCUGUGUUGGAGGCCUUUGUAUAUGACCCAUUACUCAACUGGAGGCUUAUGGAUACAAACACUAAAGGAAACAAGCGCUCCAGGACCAGAACUGACUCCUAUACGGCAGGACAGUCUGUUGAAGCCAUGGAGGGUAUUGACCUGGGAGAAGCCACCCACAAAAAGCCAGGAACUACAGUGCCUGAGUCAAUUCACUCCUUCAUUGGAGAUGGCCUUGUGCAACCUGAAGCCUUGAACAAGAAAGCCAUCCAAAUUAUUAACAGGGUGCGGGACAAGCUAACUGGACGAGACUUUUCCCAUGAUGAGACCCUGGACGUACCUACUCAAGUGGAGCUGCUCAUCAAACAAGCUACUUCGCAUGAAAACCUGUGCCAGUGUUACAUUGGAUGGUGCCCUUUUUGGUAGAGCUUCAUAUUGCUUCUGCUUUCUUUUGCUUUUAACUUCACCUUGGACAGUGAGGCAAGCAAAGACUAUUGAUUUGAUAAUUGACAUUGAUUUGAAAAAAAAAAUGCAUUCACUCUUCUAAGCAAACCCCUGAAAAUUUUGAAGAAUUAAUCUUGGUGGAGAUUGUGUAAUAUGACUAUCACAUUUUCAAUGUUUUAUUUUAUUUGAAAUGAUUUGUACAAGUUGUACAGGGACAAAUAUCACCAAAAAAUAAAGAAUUAAAGAAACUGAC